UUUUCGCAUUUUUCCCGAGAACUCUGGGCUGCUAACCCCGCCGGGGCACUGUUCCUCCGCCACUGCGCGGCUCCUUUGGAGUAGGGAGCUUAAGGGAAAAAAAAACCGUGCCGGCGGGCGAGGAGGCGGCGGGGGAAGAUGCGCGGCGUCGGCUGGCAGACGCUGCCCCUGUCGCUGGGGUUAGUGCUGGCGGUCCUGAACGAGGUGGCGCCGCAGGCGUGCCCGGCACAGUGCUCCUGCUCAGGCAGCACGGUGGACUGUCACGGGCUGGCGCUGCGCAGCGUGCCCAGGAAUAUCCCCCGCAACGCCGAGAGGCUGGAUUUGAAUGGAAAUAACAUCACACGGAUUACCAAGACAGAUUUCACUGGUCUUAGACAUCUUCGAGUUCUUCAGCUUAUGGAGAAUAAGAUUAGCACCAUUGAAAGAGGAGCAUUCCAGGAUCUUAAAGAACUAGAGAGAUUGCGUUUAAACAGAAAUCACCUUCAGCUGUUUCCUGAGUUGCUGUUUCUUGGGACCUCAAAGUUAUACAGACUUGAUCUCAGUGAAAAUCAAAUCCAGGCAAUUCCAAGGAAGGCUUUCCGUGGGGCAGUUGACAUUAAAAAUCUGCAACUGGAUUACAACCAGAUCAACUGUAUUGAAGAUGGAGCAUUUAGGGCUCUCCGGGACCUGGAAGUGCUCACUCUCAACAAUAACAACAUUACCAGACUUUCUGUGGCAAGUUUCAACCAUAUGCCUAAACUCAGAACUUUUCGACUCCAUUCCAACAACCUCUAUUGUGACUGCCACCUGGCCUGGCUCUCUGACUGGCUGCGCCAACGGCCUCGGGUUGGCCUGUACACUCAGUGUAUGGGUCCAUCCCACCUGAGGGGCCAUAAUGUAGCUGAGGUUCAGAAACGAGAAUUUGCCUGCAGUGGUCAUCAGUCCUUUAUGGCUCCUUCUUGCAGUGUUUUACAUUGCCCAGCUGCUUGUACUUGUAGCAACAAUAUCGUAGACUGUCGUGGGAAAGGUCUCACGGAAAUCCCCACAAAUCUGCCAGAGACCAUCACAGAAAUACGUUUGGAACAGAACUCAAUCAAGGUCAUCCCUCCUGGAGCUUUCUCACCAUAUAAAAAGCUUAGAAGAAUCGACCUGAGCAAUAAUCAGAUCUCCGAACUAGCACCAGAUGCUUUCCAAGGACUGCGCUCACUGAAUUCUCUUGUCCUCUAUGGAAAUAAAAUCACUGAACUCCCCAAGAACUUAUUUGAAGGACUAUUUUCCUUACAGCUUCUAUUAUUGAAUGCCAACAAGAUAAACUGCCUUCGGGUAGAUGCUUUUCAGGAUCUCCACAACUUGAACCUUCUCUCCUUAUAUGACAACAAGCUUCAGACCAUCGCCAAGGGAACCUUCUCACCUCUCCGGGCCAUUCAAACCAUGCAUUUGGCUCAGAACCCAUUUAUUUGUGACUGCCAUCUGAAAUGGCUGGCGGAUUAUCUCCACACCAACCCAAUCGAGACCAGCGGUGCCCGCUGUACCAGCCCCCGCCGUCUGGCAAACAAAAGAAUCGGACAGAUCAAGAGCAAGAAAUUCCGUUGUUCAGCUAAAGAACAGUAUUUCAUUCCAGGUACAGAAGAUUAUCGAUCAAAAUUAAGUGGAGACUGCUUUGCAGAUCUGGCUUGCCCUGAAAAGUGCCGCUGUGAGGGGACGACCGUAGACUGCUCCAAUCAAAAACUCAACAAAAUACCAGACCACAUUCCCCAGUACACAGCAGAGCUGCGUCUCAAUAAUAAUGAAUUCACAGUUUUGGAAGCCACAGGAAUCUUUAAGAAACUUCUACAAUUACGUAAAAUAAACUUCAGCAACAAUAAGAUCACAGACAUUGAAGAGGGUGCUUUUGAAGGAGCGUCUGGGGUAAACGAAAUACUUCUCACAAGUAAUCGCUUAGAAAAUGUUCAGCACAAGAUGUUCAAGGGAUUGGAAAGCCUCAAAACUUUGAUGUUGAGAAGUAAUCGCAUAAGCUGUGUAGGGAAUGACAGUUUCACAGGCCUCAGUUCUGUACGUUUGCUCUCCUUAUAUGAUAAUCAAAUUACUACAGUUGCACCAGGGGCGUUUGAUACUCUCCAUUCUUUAUCUACUCUAAACCUCUUGGCCAAUCCUUUUAACUGUAACUGCUACCUGGCGUGGUUGGGAGAGUGGCUUAGGAAGAAGAGAAUUGUAACAGGAAAUCCUCGAUGUCAAAAACCUUACUUCUUAAAAGAAAUCCCCAUUCAGGAUGUUGCCAUUCAAGACUUCACUUGUGAUGAUGGGAACGAUGACAAUAGUUGUUCUCCGCUCUCUCGCUGCCCUACGGAAUGCACUUGUCUGGACACAGUUGUCCGAUGCAGCAACAAGGGCUUAAAGGUCUUGCCGAAAGGUAUUCCAAGAGAUGUCACUGAGUUGUAUCUGGAUGGGAAUCAAUUUACACUGGUUCCCAAGGAACUCUCUAACUACAAACAUUUAACACUUAUAGACUUAAGUAACAACCGAAUAAGCACCCUGUCUAAUCAGAGCUUCAGCAACAUGACACAGCUCCUCACCUUAAUUCUUAGCUACAACCGUCUCAGAUGUAUUCCUCCCCGAACCUUCGAUGGAUUGAAGUCUCUUCGAUUACUUUCUUUACAUGGAAAUGACAUUUCUGUUGUGCCUGAAGGUGCUUUCAGUGAUCUGUCUUCAUUAUCACACCUAGCAAUUGGAGCCAAUCCUCUUUACUGUGAUUGUAACAUGCAGUGGUUAUCCGACUGGGUCAAGUCGGAAUAUAAAGAACCGGGCAUUGCUCGCUGCGCUGGUCCUGGAGAAAUGGCAGAUAAGCUGCUACUCACAACUCCCUCCAAAAAAUUUGCAUGUCAAGGUCCGGUGGAUGUUAAUAUUCUUGCUAAAUGUAAUCCCUGUUUAUCGAAUCCAUGUAAAAAUGAUGGCACCUGUAAUAAUGAUCCAGUUGACUUUUAUCGGUGCACCUGUCCCUACGGUUUCAAGGGACAGGACUGUGAUGUGCCAAUUCAUGCAUGUAUCAGUAACCCCUGUAAACAUGGAGGAACUUGCCACUUAAAAGAAGGAGGAAAAGAUGGAUUCUGGUGCAUUUGUGCUGAUGGAUUUGAAGGAGAAAAUUGUGAAAUCAAUGUGGAUGACUGUGAAGAUAAUGACUGUGAAAAUAAUUCAACGUGUGUCGAUGGAAUUAAUAACUACACAUGCCUUUGCCCACCUGAGUACACAGGCGAGUUGUGUGAGGAGAAGCUGAACUUCUGUGCCCAGGACCUGAAUCCCUGCCAGCACGACUCCAAGUGUAUCUUGACGCCAAAGGGAUUCAAGUGUGACUGCACACCAGGGUACAUAGGCGAGCACUGCGACAUCGAUUUUGACGACUGCCAAGAUAACAAGUGCAAAAACGGAGCCCUCUGUACGGAUGCUGUGAAUGGCUAUACGUGCAUCUGCCCCGAAGGGUACAGUGGCUUAUUCUGUGAGUUUUCUCCACCCAUGGUCCUCCCUCGUACUAGCCCCUGUGAUCAUUUCGAUUGUCAGAAUGGCGCUCAGUGCAUCAUCAGGAUAAAUGAGCCAAUAUGCCAGUGUUUGCCUGGCUAUCAGGGAGAGAAGUGUGAAAAAUUGGUCAGUGUGAAUUUUGUAAACAAAGAAUCUUAUCUUCAGAUUCCUUCAGCCAAGGUUCGGCCUCAAACGAACAUCUCUCUUCAGAUUGCCACAGAUGAAGACAGUGGAAUCCUCCUGUACAAGGGUGACAAAGACCAUAUAGCUGUCGAAUUGUACCGGGGACGUGUGCGUGCCAGCUAUGACACCGGCUCCCACCCGGCCUCUGCCAUUUACAGCGUGGAGACGAUUAAUGACGGAAAUUUCCACAUUGUGGAACUGCUGGCCCUGGAUCAGAGUCUCUCCCUCUCUGUGGAUGGAGGCAGCCCCAAAAUCAUCACCAACUUGUCCAAGCAGUCCACUCUGAAUUUUGACUCCCCACUCUAUGUAGGAGGCAUGCCCGGGAAGAACAGUGUGGCGGCCGCGGCCCUGCGCCAGGCCCCGGGGCAGAAUGGCACCAGCUUCCACGGCUGCAUCCGAAACCUGUACAUCAACAGCGAGCUGCAGGACUUCCGGAAGGUGCCCAUGCAGACAGGCAUCCUGCCCGGCUGUGAGCCGUGCCACAGGAAGGUGUGUGCCCACGGCACCUGCCGGCCCAGCAGCCAGUCGGGCUUCACCUGCGAGUGUGCGGAGGGCUGGGCGGGGCCGCUCUGCGACCAGCGCACCAACGACCCCUGCAUCGGCAACAAAUGCGUCCAUGGUACCUGCUUGGCCAUCAAUGCAUUCUCCUACAGUUGUAAGUGCCUAGAGGGCCACAGAGGUGUCCUCUGUGAUGAAGAGGAGGAUCUGUUUAACCCUUGCCAGGCCAUAAAGUGCAAGCACGGGAAAUGCAGGCUUUCAGGACUUGGGCAGCCCUACUGCGAGUGCAGCAGUGGAUACACUGGGGACAGCUGUGACCGAGAAAUUUCUUGUCGAGGGGAACGCGUAAGAGAUUAUUACCAAAAGCAGCAGGGCUAUGCCGCCUGCCAAACCACCAAGAAGGUCUCCCGACUGGAGUGCAAGGGCGGGUGUCCAGGCAGCCAGUGCUGUGGGCCUCUGAGGAGCAAGCGGCGGAAAUACUCUUUUGAAUGCACUGACGGCUCUUCCUUUGUGGACGAGGUCGAGAAGGUGGUGAAAUGCGGCUGUACGAGGUGUGCCGCCUGAACCCGGCCCUGGAAACUUCCGUCGUUGGCAGGGGUUGUGUACUGAUCGACCACGUGGGACUAAUUGAUGCUUCAUAGUGGAAAUAUUUGAAAUAUAUUGUAAAAUACAGAACAGACUUAUUUUUAUUAUGAGAAUAAAGAUUUUUUUUUUUCUGCAUUCGGGGAAAAAAAAUAAAUAAAAAGAAAUGCUUGAACUAAAGCUUCCCCUACACUGGAGAAGUGCAAAGAAAGAUAUACCUGGAGGCAUUAUAAUGAUGGAAACCUUUGUAACUCGGAUUUGUCUUUGUGACAUGCUGAAGACAAGCAAAAGCACAGGCACAGGACACAGACUCCCCACUGUGGGUUGCUGUGCAUUGCCCGGAACGUGGCACCUGUGCCCUCCUUCACAUCCAGGAAGUUCACUAGGACUUAAAAGCACAUGAGAGUGAGAGAGGAUGCAAGGAGGGGAAUGGAACUCCAGAAUUCACAGCAUUAACAAGCAGAUGAGGAAUAUUCUGGGCAUAACAUAAAGCAUCCUGAAGAUCUGGGUUCCAUUUAUGAGAGGAAAAUGAUGGGAGUGCUAAAAUCAAUUUUAUCUUUAAACAUAUCAGCAUGUUAGCAGAAGCACACAAAAGUGUUCAUCUACCAUUUUCCAGUAUUAAUUUUUUUGUAAUAUAAAAGAUAAAGGAGAUGAUAAAGAACCAAUAGAUUAUUGAGAAAGAAAUUAGUAAUAAUAUGAAUUUUUGUUUCUAUGAGUUCUAAACAGCCCUAUACAGUAUUCAGUUUCAAGGAGAAUAUUUAUUGUAUCAAAGUACAUUGUACUUAACAUUUUAGGCCAUCCUUUUGCUGUUUCUUGAUGCUUUAAUAUAUAUUAAUUUAUAAUUGUCCUGAUAUUUUUGUACAUUUUUCAAACUUAAAAAUCAGGAUUUUUUUUUUUUUUUUUUGGCAAUAGUACUAACAUAGAGUGUUAUCUUGGGAUAAAUAUUGGUUGGUCCAUUUGUUGACCUUGACAUCUGAUCACUGAUGUCACUGACCUACAACCCUCAGUCAGGACAACUGCAGAGAGUAUGUACAGUCAAGGAGAGGAAAACACAGACCUAUGUGUCAGAUGGUCAUUGUACAGAAAAAGCUGGCCUCUCUGCAACAUGUACUCACAGAAAAGAAAUGAUGUAUAGCAGUCAACACUAGAAAUUAGACCUUUUACAAAUUAAUAUUUCCUUGGAGGUUUUUUCCCUUUUUUGCGGGGUGGGGGAGAGUGGGAAGAGAAAAGGCUGUAAUGUCAAGAACUGUGAUUUUUUUUUUUCCGAACAAUAAAACUCCUUUAUUACCUUAAUGUUCCCAUGUUAACAUGUUUGCUGCUAAAUUACAAUGUAGAAUUGAUAAUGAUCUAUAGUGGACUGUGCUCUUCCCUCAUUAAAAUCCCAGGGUUCCCUGUAAAGAUGCAGAUGUUUCUUUCCAAAACCUUUUUUUCACAAAGAAAAUUAGAUGUUCAUGUAUAAUUCAGUGUGCUUUGUCUUUAUCCAGACUAAUAUCAGUGACACUACUGAUGUUUGUAAAUUAAACAGAUAUUUACUUCA
This is a messenger RNA of Choloepus didactylus (southern two-toed sloth), 6289 nucleotides long. It is a transcript of the gene SLIT2, whose product is annotated as slit guidance ligand 2. Gene Ontology annotation, molecular function: Roundabout binding; heparin binding; calcium ion binding. Gene Ontology annotation, biological process: negative chemotaxis; negative regulation of cell growth; retinal ganglion cell axon guidance. Bases 139 to 4734 code for a protein of 1531 amino acids. NCBI's taxonomy places the organism in Eukaryota, Metazoa, Chordata, Mammalia, Pilosa, Megalonychidae. The transcript has 37 exons. The record is from RefSeq and is a predicted model, not a curated record.